AUGGCUCUGGCUCGAACUGGAGAGGCUGAGCAAGUUCAAGACAAGCAGCCGUUCGAAUACAGCCCAGUUGGCAUACAUGAUAUACGCUUGCUUGAACUUCUUCCCUCCCUAGACUUCGAUUCUAAGAUCUAUUGCAAAAUUUCUCACUCAUCGCUGGAAAAUCACCCUCCAUACGAAGCGUUAUCAUACGUCUGGGGCGAUUCGAAUUAUACCACGAACGUCCAAGCAGGUGGAAGACCACAUCAGGUGACGACAAAUUUGGAGCUGGCUUUGAGGUACUUGCGACUUUACGAGAACUCAAGGCUCUUAUGGGUAGAUGCCAUCUGUAUUAAUCAGCAUGACAUUCUUGAGAAAAACGAUCAAGUGGCCCAGAUGCGUCGGAUUUAUCUUAGUGCUGAGAAAGUGGUCGUUUGGUUAGGUGAAGAAAAGAAUGCUGGCAUGGCGCUGAAAUUCUGCAGCCUGAUCCAGAAUGGGAGUUCUGUCAUGAGGUUCCAAAAAGAGGUUGAAAGCAAUGGACUGACUAUCGAGGAGGUGUGGUCAAGUUGCACUUCGCUCUUUGGCCGUUCUUGGUGGACCAGAACUUGGGUCCUCCAGGAAGUGAUCCAUACUCGGCCAGCGACGGUCUACAUUGGGAAUAUUCAACUCGACCUCGAUGAUCUGUGUGCAAAAUACAGCGAUUAUCAAAAUCACAAGCAUAUGCAUAGCUCGACAGAAAGAGACAACAAAGUAAAGUUUGAUAUCUAUUCGGGUAUCCUUCGGAUUGAAGCCAUGAUCGACACUGUUGGGAUCAUCGGAUGGCGAAGAGAGCAGCUGAUGACUUCCGAAGAACACAAUGAUCCCAUCAUCGGUAUGAUGUCUGCACUGCACAUGUCCCGAUUUCAGCAAUGCCAGGAUCCGAGAGACAAAAUUUAUGGUCUUUGCGGGCUCAUUAGUGACGUGAAUCUGACGAUUGAUUACAGUCUUUCAAAGUCUGAACUGUAUAGUGCAACGAUGAAGGAAAUGCUCUUCAGAUACCCAGAGUCCUUACUCUUAGUGGAAUCUCCUGAACGUGAAAUUGGCUCGGAAAAGCUUCCCUCGUGGGUUGCUGAUUGGUCCACUUCACGAAGUUUGGUCCCAGCGAUCAUGUCCUUUUGGGCUAAUGACGCAUUUUGUUGCAGCGGUGGCUCUGAACGAGAUAUAAAUAAUUAUUCUUUGAAGCCUAGGUUUCAGAUUGCGAACAGCACUCUCGUCAUGCGAGCGAUUCAGGUUGGAACUAUCACCAGGACAAGUUUUGUUAAAAUCAAUUUUGGUAUUGGGGAAGAAUACCAGGAUACAAUGAAAGUGUUUGCAUAUGAUAAAAAUCAAGGCGACACACAGAGUAUAUCUGAUCAGAACCCAUUGCAUAAGCCCGUGUCAUCAACUAUGACAAUGAGCAAUUCAAGCUGGGGACCGCACUGGGCUGAUAAGGGGGACAUCAUCGUCGUAUCAAAUUUAUGCUGGGCGCCUCUUGUUUUAAGAAGAGGAAAUGACUCUUAUCUGUUCGUCGGCGGCUGUUGGCUUGUUGACUCAGAGCUUCAAGGAAGUCAGUCGCGUGAGAUGAGCGACGUAGAAGCUCUAGGCAAAGAUCCUGGAUUCUCUCCCAUCAUGCAUGGCAGUGCUUGGGACGAAGAUAGAUUGCAAGAGUUUCACAUCAGAUGA
Messenger RNA from Lachnellula hyalina, 1677 nucleotides. RefSeq names its product Heterokaryon incompatibility protein 6,OR allele. Bases 1 to 1677 code for a protein of 558 amino acids. The transcript has a single exon. NCBI's taxonomy places the organism in Eukaryota, Fungi, Ascomycota, Leotiomycetes, Helotiales, Lachnaceae. The record is from RefSeq and is a predicted model, not a curated record.